Messenger RNA from Aspergillus steynii IBT 23096, 2070 nucleotides. Its product is annotated as bifunctional fumarylacetoacetate hydrolase/alpha/beta hydrolase family protein. The record is from RefSeq and is a predicted model, not a curated record. Bases 21 to 1790 code for a protein of 589 amino acids. Gene Ontology annotation, molecular function: acetylpyruvate hydrolase activity. NCBI's taxonomy places the organism in Eukaryota, Fungi, Ascomycota, Eurotiomycetes, Eurotiales, Aspergillaceae. The transcript has a single exon.
CCCCGUGAUUCCCUUCGGUCAUGGCCCCGUCCAAGAUCAACUACUGCGUCUAUGUCGACCCGACCGCGGGAACCCCUCGGGUCGGACACUUGGUUUUCGGCGAGGAACAAAUCACCCCGCUGUCCUUUUCCUCCGGCACGCGUGUGUCCGAUCUCUAUCAGGUCAUCGAAGCCGGCGACGAGAGGAUCAGACCGGCGCCCGAGGAGGCCCUGUCGCUCUCCCAAGUGCAGUUGCUCCCUCCCAUCUCCGGUCGCGACAUUCUGGCCGUCGGGAAAAACUACGCCGAACACGCCAAGGAAUUCAACUCGUCGGGGUUCGAUGCCUCCGACAAGAAUGACCAGCCCACCCGGCCGGUGAUCUUUACGAAGCGCGCAACAUCCAUUAUCGCCCACGGGGAAGAAGUCCUGCUGCACCCGGAAUUCACCGAGACCCCGGACUACGAGGGCGAGAUUGGGGUGAUCAUCGGCAAGGCUGGCCACCGCAUUCGCGAGGCCGAGGCCAUGGACCAUGUCUGGGGAUAUACCAUCAUCAACGACGUGACUGCGCGCGAGAGACAGCGGGACCACAAGCAAUUCUUCCUGGGCAAGUCCCCCGACACGUAUUGCCCCAUGGGACCCGUGGCCGUUCGCAAGGAGCACUUGCCCACCAAUCCGCGGCUGCAGACCUUCGUCAACGGCGAGAAACGGCAGGAUGCGACCCUGGACCAGCUGAUUUUCAGCAUCCCGACCUUGAUCGCCUGUCUGUCGCAGGGCCAGACCUUGCAGCCGGGCGAUACCAUCGCCACCGGCACCCCCGUCGGAGUCGGGUUCGGAUUCCGACCCAUGAAGUUUCUGCAGCCGGGAGAUGAGGUGCACGUUAGUGUGACCGGCCUGGGUACCCUCGUCAAUCGCAUGGCCACCGCCGAUGCCCCCAAUACCACCAUCCAGCGCGUCCAAGCCCGAUCCGCGAUUCCACGGUUCAACCAAAAGACCCGUCAAAGGCACGGCCUGCUGCAAGUGGGAGGCAAGGAGCUGUUCUACCAGUUUCAAGGACAUCAAGAGGGCGCGCCCGUCAUUUUCAUCCACGGCCUGGGCGGCUCGUCCGGCUAUUUCACCCCGCUGGUAACGAGCCUGGCCGCGACGCAUGCCCUAUAUCUGACCGAUCUCGAGGGCCACGGCCUCUCCCCGACCAGUGCGCUGAGCGAGCUCACCGUCGCCUCGCUUGCCGCCGACGUCCGCGACGUCUACCGUCAAGCACGACCAGACCGGAAACCGGCCACGGUGGUCGCCCACUCGAUGGGCUGCCUAGUGGCAAUGAAGCUGGCCUUGGAAUAUCCGGAGUUGAUCACCGGACUGGUUCUUAUGGGACCUCCUCCGUCACGACUAUCGCCGGCGGCGCGAUCCGGGUGUUACACUCGCGCAGAGACGGUGCGCAACAAGGGCAUGUUCGCGGUGGUAGAUGAUAUUCUGGACGCCGGUCUGUCUUCCGCAUGUCGAACGAAGAACCCCCUGGCAGUCACAGCCACCCGUCUGUCCCUGCUCGGUCAAGACCCCGAGGGAUACGCAAAAGCAUGCACGGCACUCGCCGGGUCAGCCGACGAGAUUUUGGACCCCGCGCAACUGACUUGUCGGACCCUCAUUCUGACGGGCAGCGAGGACGUCGUGAGUCCGCCUGCCGUAUGUGAUGCUUACGCAAACGCUAUCCAGUCUUCUCGAAUGAAGGUGCUUGAUGAGGUCGGUCACUGGCAUCUAUUUGAGAAUGAUCGGGAUACGUCCGAUGCUGUGCUCUCUUUUCUUGCCGAUCAGCAGUGACAUUUCCGGCCAAAUACACUUUUCGGAACGGGCCCGCGUUGGACUCGAUGUAAACCAAUUUCCUGCCACUGGGAGGAUGGUACCAAUCCCUACACCUAAGAACCCCUGAUUGAUUGAAUGCUUUCAUAAGCUGUCCAAUCUACGAAAGAGAACGUAGAUCAGCCAAAAUCAAAUGUAGCAAAGCUUGGAAAAGAACGAUCUCCUCGACACAAUUUCUUGCCAGUCAAACCCCGGAACAUGGUGCAUUUUGAGCGACAGAAAAAGUGACUAGAAUCACUGC